AUGACUGAUCGUCCCAGCACUCUCCAAAGCUUUCCCACCAAACCUCGCGUCUUUAUUGUGUCAGAUAUAUCCAAUGAGCCCGACGACGCCGAAUCACUCGUUCGUUACCUACUCUAUAGCCAUCAAUUCCAGACGGAGGGUCUGGUUGCGUGCACGUCCACAUGGAUGAAGAACAAGGUCUGUCCGCAAGAUAUGCAUAAGAUCAUCGACGCCUACGAGAAAGUCGUCGACAACCUCAAUGCCCACGUUCAUCCCAAUGCCAGAUACCAGCCGGCAAGCCACUUUAGAGGUCUCGUGCGCAAAGGCGCGGAGGUUUAUGGUAUGCAGGCAGUAGGAGAUGACAUACCUCUCAGCGAAGGCGGCGAGCUGCUCCUCGAGCGAAUGCAGCAUUCCAGCGAUCAGCCCCUGUGGAUUCUCUGCUGGGGCGGCACCAACGUUCUGGCACAAGUGCUUUUCCGCAUCGAGAAACUUCACUCCAAGGAGGAAGCCGCCCGGCUGCGGUCGAGGAUUCGCGUUUAUGCUAUAUCGGAUCAGGAUGACACAGGACCCUGGAUUCGUCACCGGUAUCCAGACGUCUUCUACAUUGCUUCUGUUCACGGCUGGAACUACUACGGCAUGGCCGCGUGGACUGGGAUAUCGGGAGAUAGAUACUACAAUUUCGACCAAGGCGGGCCAGAUUUCACCAAAAUGACCAAGGAAUGGAUCCGUGAGAAUAUCCAGAUAGGCGAGUUGGGCUCCGCGUACCCCGACUAUCUCUUCAUUCCUGAGGGCGAUACGGCCACGUUCUUGUACUUGAUUCAGAACGGGCUGGGUGUGCCCGAGCAUCCGGAGUACGGCUCAUGGGGUGGUCGGUACCAGCGGUCUGAUAUCAGUGCCAAUAGCCUUGCCAGCCUCCACUAUGGUGAUGCUGUGGACCAGGUAGUCGGAGCGGACGGCCGGACAUAUAGCACCAAUCAUGGGACUAUAUGGCGCUGGAGAGACCAGUUCCAGAACGACUUUGCUGCGCGUAUACAAUGGACUCUUUCGCCGGACUUUGACGCAGCCAAUCAUGCUCCGGUUGUCUCUGUCAAUGGCGACACCAGCCUGACCCCCUUUGAGGUCGAGGCCGAGGCGGGCUCGACCUUCACACUCGACGCAUCUGAGAGUUAUGAUCCGGAUAAUGGUGACGUUUUGACCUUCGAAUGGUUUCACUAUAAGGACCCUAGUGCAACACAGUGGUGGGUGGAUGCAGAAGUCGCAGAUCUAGGAAUCAAACCUAUUGAUGGACGCCGGAAGGUCGAAAUUACCGUUCCUCCACCAGAGAAAUGCUGCGUGGAGUUGAUGAGCAGGCAACCUAUCCUUCGGGGACAGGUCCUGCAUCUGAUUCUCCAGGUGACAGAUAACGGUUCACCUGCGCUUACGAGCUAUCGACGGAUAUUGAUUCAGACAACAAACCCCCGACUAGAAGGGGGAGGCAAGGGAGCUGAUGCUGUGGGGGACCUUAUGGCUGAGUUUGCCCUUCUAUUCUCCCUCCGUGAAAAGCGAUGCCUUACCAUCAAGUCGAAAUCGAACGUCUUGAAGGCGCUAUCAUGGGGCUGUCCAGGGAAUGCGGUCCGAAACUCCGGCAUUCUCCCCAGCUUGCGUAGACAGGUGGAGUACGAGUCACAUUCAACUUCCACCACGCAACCUACAAGAGUCACGAGUCAGUCCGCCGAAGUUCUGCCGACUGACCUCGCUCUAUUCCAGCCCGAAUAUUCGGCGGCAUUUGUUCCAGCACGGGAAGCUCUAAGUGAGCACCCCAUGCGGGGAGCAACACUCGUAAACCAAAGAAAUCGCGCACCAGAGGCCAACCAUAGCAUCAUGUCUCAACCAGGAAUAAUCCAGCCGUCUUUUGAACAACAUCCUACAGGCUUCGGCGUUGGCUACCCAUCGCCUCGCAUAUCGUGGAGGUUUACUGCCACCGAAAGCACCGCUUCACAAUGGCAACAGACGGCAUACGAAAUCGAAGUGGCUCGCAGCGGCAGUACUGAGAAACACCGGGUCGAAUCAAGAGAAUCAGUUCUUGUGCCAUGGCCAAGUCAACCGCUGCAGUCUCGAGAGGUUGCUAGAGUCCGCGUCCGCUCGUAUGGAGGUCCUGAUAAUGCACCGACCGAGUGGUCUGCCUGGAGCACGGUCGAGUGUGGGCUACUGAAUCGUGAAGACUGGACUGCGCGUGCAAUCACCAGCUUAUUCAAGCAGAAGGAGGGCCCGUUGCGGCCAAUUCGGUUUAGAAAGACGUUCACACUCCCGGCUGCAGCGGCGCGGGCUCGGUUAUACAUCACCAGUUUGGGGGUGUUCCAGGCAUUCAUUAAUGGGGAGCGGGUGGGUGAUCACUGCAUGGCUCCUGGGUGGACGAGCUAUCACAGUCGGUUGAGCUACGAGGUGUUCGAUGUCGGCCCGCUGUUGAAGGAAGGGAAGGAUAAUGCAAUCGCUGUGGAGGUUUCAGAGGGAUGGUAUGCUACGCGGCUUGGUUUCCACGGCGGUAGACGUUUUAUUUAUGGAGACGAGCUUGCGUUGUUUGCUCAGCUGGAAAUUGUUCCGGAGCGUGAACAACAGCCGCUCGUGGUGGCGACGGACUCGAGCUGGGAAUCGCACGAGUCUGCUAUCAUCCGCAGCGAAAUCUAUGAUGGAGAAGUUUACGACGUGCGGGAAGAGCAGCAUAACUGGAAGAGCGCAUCGGCUACUCCAUGGGAAUCAACGCGCGAAAUAGCAAUGCCAGAGACGCAGCUGGUGGCGCCAAACGCGCCACCAGUGCGAGUGACCGAAGUGGUCAAUCCAGUUGAAAUCAUUCGCACGCCGUCCGGCAAAGUAAUCAUUGAUUUUGGGCAAAACCUCGUUGGCCGUGUCCGGAUCCGCUCCGUAAAGAAGACCGUGGGCCACUCUAUCAUUCUCAAGCAUGCGGAAGUGCUCGAGAAUAGCGAACUUGGAACGCGUCCGCUGCGAGUGGCCAAGGCCCAGGACGAGAUCAUCUCAGCAGGACAGGAGAUUUGUGACUGGGCUCCUAGCUUUACUUUCCAUGGCUUCCGGUAUGUUCAGGUUGAUGGAUGGAGCCCUGAAGACGCCGACACCCCUCUUACUCUACAAAGCCUGACCGCCGAAGUCAUGCAUACCGACCUUGAUCGAACUGGUUGGUUUAGCUGCUCACAUCCAAUGGUCAAUAAACUGCAUCAAAAUGCAUGGUGGAGCAUGCGCGGGAAUUUCCUCUCGGUCCCAACCGACUGCCCACAGCGUGACGAGCGCUUGGGUUGGACUGGUGACCUUCAAGUCUUUGCUCCUUCAGCGAGCUUUCUCUACCGGACAGCAGGGAUGCUAAGUGACUGGUUGCAGGAUCUCUCGGCUGAACAGCUGGCACAUCCUAAGGCAGUUCCACCAUUGGUCGUGCCAAAUGUGAUAGACGAGUCUUUCUGGCCCACAUUCCCACAGGCUGUCUGGGAUGAUAUCACGAUCAUCUUACCCUGGACCCUGUAUCAGUACUAUGGAGAUAUUGAGAUCCUCCGCCGGCAGUACCCUAGCAUGGCCGGCUACCUCGAUCGUGGCGUGCAGCGCGGUCCGGACCGUCUCUGGGAUGACACGCUUUUCCAGCUGGGUGACUGGCUUGAUCCUACUGCCCCUCCAGACCAGCCUGGCAACUCUCGCACGGACGGAACCCUGGUCGCCGAUGCCUACUUAGUGUAUAUAACAGGACUCCUUGCCCGCAUCAGUGCUAUUAUUGGAGAAUCCGCCGAUGCCUCCCGUUACAGCACCGACUAUCGUGCCCUCAAGUCGCGCUUUCAGACCAAGUACAUCUCUCCCACAGGCCUUCUCAUUGGAGAUACCCAGACAGCACUCAGUCUUGCCCUAGUCUUUGACCUCCAUGAUGAGCCUGAACAAGCCGCAGCAGCGGGCAGCCGUCUAGCCCGACUCGUCCGGAUAGCCAAAUUCCAAGUCUCUACCGGCUUUGCCGGCACACCUGUCAUAACACACGCAUUAACCAAAGCGGGACACCACCAGCUCGCCUAUCGCAUGUUACAAGAAUCCAACUGCCCCUCAUGGAUGUACCCGAUCCGCAUGGGCGCUACCACCAUCUGGGAGCGCUGGGACAGCAUGCUCGCCGAUGGCAGCAUCAACCCCGGCGAAAUGACCAGUUUCAACCAUUACGCUCUAGGAUCGAUCAUCAACUGGCUGCAUAAAACUGUUGCUGGCGUGAGUCCGUUGGAGCCUGGAUGGCGGCAGAUCCUUGUCCAACCUUUACCAGGUGGCACAAUCACAUCUGCCGAAGCAGCCUAUGAGACGUCAUAUGGUCGGUUAGAGUGCCAGUGGGAGAUUAAAAAUGGUGACCAGUUCAAGCUGGAGCUUGUUGUGCCGCCUAACUCAACAGCGAUGGUGAUACUUCCUGGUGGCCGGGACCAAGACAGCAAGCCCGUGGGCUCCGGACGGUGGGUGUUUGAGAAGACAUUCGACGCAAGGGUCGGAUGGCCGCCCAAGGCGCUGGUGCCGCCGAUAUUUGAGCCGGAGGAUACAGAAUAG
Messenger RNA from Aspergillus nidulans FGSC A4, 4524 nucleotides. RefSeq lists its product as uncharacterized. Bases 1 to 4524 code for a protein of 1507 amino acids. The transcript has 3 exons. The record is from RefSeq and is a predicted model, not a curated record. NCBI's taxonomy places the organism in Eukaryota, Fungi, Ascomycota, Eurotiomycetes, Eurotiales, Aspergillaceae. Gene Ontology annotation, biological process: carbohydrate metabolic process. Gene Ontology annotation, molecular function: hydrolase activity, hydrolyzing N-glycosyl compounds; alpha-L-rhamnosidase activity.